ACCAUGGUGGCUUUGUCAAUGGUCCUUGUUUUCCUGCUGGCCCUGAGCAGAGGUGAAAGUGAACUGGACACCAAGAUCUCAUCCCCACAGGAGACCACCGAAUGGGGGGAUCCUGGGCUGUCCCUACCAGGGUCCUGCAAGCCAGCUCCCUCCUGUCAAAAGUGCAUCCUCUCACACCCGAGCUGUGCAUGGUGCAAGCAACUGAACUUCACGGCGUCCGGAGAGGCAGAGGUGCGGCGCUGCGCCCUGCGAGAGGAGCUGCUGGCCCGGGGCUGUCCCCCGGGGGAGCUGGAGGAGCCCCGCGGCCGGCAGGAGGUGCUGCAGGACGAGCCGCUCAGCCAGGGCACCCGCGGCGAGGGGGCCACCCAGCUGGCACCGCAGCGGGUCCGGGUCACGCUGCGGCCGGGAGAGCCCCAGCAGCUCCAGGUCCGCUUCCUUCGAGCCGAGGGAUACCCUGUGGACCUGUACUACCUUAUGGACCUGAGCUACUCCAUGAAGGACGACCUGGAGCGCGUGCGCCAGCUUGGGCACGCGCUGCUGGUGAGGUUGCAGGAAGUCACCCACUCCGUGCGCAUUGGCUUUGGUUCCUUCGUGGACAAAAUGGUGCUGCCCUUCGUGAGCACAGUGCCCUCCAAGCUUCGCCACCCCUGCCCCACCCGGCUGGAGCGCUGCCAGCCGCCCUUCAGCUUUCACCAUGUGCUACCCCUCACCGGGGAUGCUAAGGCCUUCGAACGGGAGGUGGGACGCCAGAGCGUGUCCGGCAACCUGGACUCGCCUGAAGGUGGCUUUGAUGCCAUUCUGCAGGCUGCCCUGUGCCAGGAGCAGAUUGGCUGGAGAAAUGUGUCCCGGCUACUGGUGUUCACUUCAGAUGACACAUUCCACACAGCUGGGGAUGGCAAGUUGGGUGGCAUUUUCAUGCCCAGCGACGGGCACUGCCACUUGGACAGCAAUGGCCUCUACAGUCGCAGCCCAGAGUUUGACUACCCCUCCGUGGGUCAGGUAGCCCAGGCCCUCUCUGCGGCAAACAUCCAGCCCAUCUUUGCUGUCACCGGUGCCACACUGCCUGUCUACCAGGAGCUGAGUAAGCUGAUUCCCAAGUCCGCAGUGGGGGAGCUGAGUGAGGACUCCAGCAAUGUGGUACAGCUCAUCAUGGAUGCUUAUAAUAGCCUAUCAUCCACUGUGACCCUUGAACAUGAACGCUCUCUACUCCCUCCUGGGGUCCACAUCUCUUACGAUUCUCAGUGUGGGGGUCCUGAGAAGAGACAGGAUGAGGCUGGUGACAGGGGCCAGUGCAACCACGUCCGAAUCAACCAGACAGUGAAUUUUUUGGUUACUCUCCAAGCUACCCACUGCCUCCCAGAGCCCCAUCUGCUGAGGUUCCGAGCCCGUGGCUUCUCAGAGGAGCUGACUGUGGAGUUGCAAACACUGUGUGACUGUAACUGCAGUGACACCCAGCUCCAGGCUCCUCACUGCAGUGACGGCCAGGGGCACCUACAAUGCGGGGUGUGCAGCUGUGUCCCUGGCCACCUGGGUCGACUCUGUGAGUGCUCUGAGGCUGAGCUGUCCUCCCUGGAUCUGGAAUCUGGGUGCCGAGCCCCCAAUGGCACAGGGCCCCUGUGCAGUGGGAGGGGAUGGUGCCAGUGUGGACGCUGCACCUGCAGCGGACAUAGCUCUGGACGUCUGUGCGAAUGUGAUGAUGCCAGCUGUGAGCGACAUGAGGGAAUCCUCUGUGGAGGCUUUGGCCGCUGCCAAUGUGGAGUGUGUCACUGUCAUGCCAAUCGCACGGGCAGAGCAUGCGAAUGCAGCGGGGACACAGACAACUGUGUCAGUCCCGAGGGAGGGCUGUGCAAUGGGCAUGGAUACUGCAACUGCAACCGCUGCCAGUGCUUGGACGGCUAUUACGGUGCCCUAUGUGAUCAGUGCUCAGGCUGCAAGACACCAUGCGAGAGACACAGGGACUGCGCAGAGUGUGGCGCCUUUGGGACUGGUCCUCUGGCCAUGAAUUGCAGCCUGGCAUGUGCCCAUGCCAACGUGACUCUGGCUUUGACCCCUAUCCUGGAUGAUGGCUGGUGCAAAGAGAGGACCCACGACAACCAGCUCUUCUUCUUCCUGGCAGAGGAUGAAGCCGGAGGCAGGGUCAUGCUGAGAGUGAGACCCCUGGAAAAGGGGUCAGACCACACCCAAAUCAUCGUGCUGGGCUGUGUGGGGGGCAUCGUGGUAGUGGGACUGGGAUUGGUCCUGGCUUACCGGCUCUCAGUGGAAAUCUAUGACCGCCGAGAAUACAGUCGUUUUGAAAAGGAGCAGCAGCAGCUCAAGUGGAAGCAGGACAACAAUCCUCUCUACAAGAGCGCCAUCACGACCACUGUCAACCCCUGCUUUCAAGAGGCAGAAAGCGCCCCUCUCUGAAGUGGGGAGGGACACUCACUGCAGGGCUCUUCUCUGGGACGGAGGGAAUUGGGGCAUGUGGUCUCUCAGUCAGCAGCUUGGUAGGGGGCUAAUCUACUGCUGAGUGGUCACCCAUACUUCAUUCUUAGAGUGACACCCGAGAGGACUACCUUCUGCGGCAACCUUGCUUCCCUACCUCAGAAGUGGGGGCUACCCCCCCAUGUA
This is a messenger RNA of Physeter macrocephalus (sperm whale), 2610 nucleotides long. It is a transcript of the gene ITGB7, whose product is annotated as integrin subunit beta 7. The transcript has 14 exons. Gene Ontology annotation, cellular component: integrin complex; focal adhesion; cell surface. NCBI's taxonomy places the organism in Eukaryota, Metazoa, Chordata, Mammalia, Artiodactyla, Physeteridae. The record is from RefSeq and is a predicted model, not a curated record. Bases 4 to 2406 code for a protein of 800 amino acids. Gene Ontology annotation, molecular function: integrin binding. Gene Ontology annotation, biological process: integrin-mediated signaling pathway; cell adhesion mediated by integrin; cell-matrix adhesion.